CCAACCCAAAACGCUGCGUUUGAGCUCGCUCUCUGUUGAAAGUUGAAAACCCUCGUCGAUUCUCUUCUUGUCAACCAAAGCAAAACAAGCUGCUUCGUCUUUCAUCGUCUCUGUAACAACCCUCGUCUUCUAGUUUCCUUUCAAAUCGUUUUCAACUACAAACCCUAAUCCCAUGUCUGCCCAAAGAGUCUCUACGACUUCUAGAGAUUCCAUCAGCACUCUCCCAGACGAGGUUCUCGGUAAAAUCCUCUCUCUGCUUCCGACAAGACUCGCUGCUUCCACAUCAGUUCUGUCCAAACGGUGGAGGAAUCUUCUCUCCCUCGUAGACAACCUCUAUUUAAACGACGCAAUCGGUGAUCCCCGCGGCUUCUCUGCUUUCGUGGACACAACACUCGCUCUCUUAACCAACUCCUCGAUCAUCAAAAGAUUCUCCCUCAACUGCCAACACAGACACGACACAGCCAGAGUGGACGCGUGGAUCCGCACCGCCCUCGAGCGGUUCUCGGAGCUUCACUUGGAGAGCGCGUGUCUGCACGGUAUAAAAACAGAGUCCUUCACGAGCAGCACGCUGGUCAAGCUCACGUUAUCAAACGGUUUUUUCAUCUCCGGUCUUCCUCCUAACGGCGGCGUGUUUUUCCCCAACCUCAAAACGCUCUCUCUCGUCUCGGUUGGGUUUGAGCCUUGUGAGGUGUACGAACAUCUCAUAACCGGCUGCCCUGUGCUCGAGGAGUUGCUCAUACGCUACGCUUCUCCAGCGGAGUGUAGCUGGGUGGUGGCGAAUCAGUCCGUCGCCGUGUCGAGUCCUUCUGUUAAGAGACUGACCAUCUCUUACGCUUCUCUUAAUUACUGGGACCCUCCCGCUAGCGAGGUGUUUCAGACGCCGAGUCUUGUGUACUUUGACUAUUCUGGUUACGUCGCCGGGCAUUACCAUGUUGAUUUCACCUCGCUUGUGGAAGCUAGACUGGAUCUUAGGCAGGAGAGAGUUUUAGCUGCGGAGGAGGAGGAGGAUGGUGUUGAUGAUUCUAGUGACGGUGGUUGGGAUGAGGAUGUUUAUGAUGAAGAUGACAAUUGUUUUGGUGUGGAGCAUAAUGCAGAGGUUCAUUAUGAUGAUGAUGAUGAUGAUAUAUAUGAUAAUGAUGAUGCUGAUGAUGACAGUGAUGGUGAAGGAGAAGAUGGUUUGCCUGAUGUUGCAAAUCUGGUUGUAGGGAUAAGCAACGUUAAAACUCUUCACUUGUCUCCCUAUUUUCUUGAGGUGUUUCACAUUUACUGUAAAUCAAUGCCGGUGUUUCACAAUCUCCUUACUUUGUCUUUUGAGAGUGACAGAGAAAGAGGAUGGCAAGUGGUGCCACUUCUUCUCAACAACUCUCCCAACCUGGAAACUUUAGUCAUCAAGGGUCUUGUGCACCAAGUAACAGAUAAAUGCGGGGACGCCUGUGUUUGCAUAGCUAAGAAAAAGAAGAAGAUGGAGGAGGGGCAGGAGCAGGAGGAAGUAUGUUGUUUAUCGACAUGUCAAGUGAAGGUGCUGAACAUUUCCGGGUAUGGUGGAACUCGUAGAGAGCGGAAACAGAUGAGGCAUUUCUUGGGAAAUUUGAAAUGUCUUGAAACUGUCAAGGUUGGUCUUGUAGCUGAGAAUCACCGAGAAGACAACAAUGAUAACAGUAACUACCAGAGAAUCACCAAUGCUCUUACUAAGCUUCCCAGAGCUUCGUCAAAUUGUCAAAUCCAUUUCAUUUGAUGUCCCUCUUAAGAACCAAAUCAUUAGCAUGCUUACUGAUCUUUUAGAAGAGAAACUCUACCUUUUCUACUAGGAUAAUCAAGAUCUCAUGCUUUACUAUUUAUUUAGUUUUGAGAAUAAGUUACGAGUAUGUCUCCAAAGACAA
This is a messenger RNA of Raphanus sativus (radish), 1880 nucleotides long. Its product is annotated as F-box/LRR-repeat protein At2g29930. Bases 173 to 1735 code for a protein of 520 amino acids. The record is from RefSeq and is a predicted model, not a curated record. Gene Ontology annotation, molecular function: protein binding. NCBI's taxonomy places the organism in Eukaryota, Viridiplantae, Streptophyta, Magnoliopsida, Brassicales, Brassicaceae. The transcript is spliced from 4 exons.